AUGCCAACUUCUCCUAUAUUUGUUGGAAACAAGGCAAAGCGAUUGUUGGAAAGAGCUGUCUGGAAUGAUACCGCUUUUCUUGCUUCGAUUGAUGUGAUGGAUUAUUCGUUACUUGUUGGGGUGGAUGAAGAGAAGCAUGAACUUGUUCUUGGGAUUAUUGACUUCAUGAGGCAGUAUACAUGGGACAAGCACCUUGAGACUUGGGUGAAGGCUUCUGGCAUCCUCGGUGGACCUAAGAAUGCGUCUCCAACAGUAAUCUCACCCAAGCAAUACAAGAAGAGGUUCAGAAAAGCCAUGAGUACCUAUUUUCUGAUGGUCCCAGAUCAGUGGUCACCACCGACUAUUAUUCCAUAUAAGUCUCAGACUGAUUUAUGUGAAGAGGAUACUCAAGGUGGGACCAUGGCCGAGUGA
Ilex paraguariensis (yerba mate) is the source of this 411-nucleotide messenger RNA. The record is from the annotation of a GenBank genome assembly. NCBI's taxonomy places the organism in Eukaryota, Viridiplantae, Streptophyta, Magnoliopsida, Aquifoliales, Aquifoliaceae.